CCAACAGUCGGGUGUCAUCUUGUGUCUCGUGUUCUGACCCUGUGGCUGGACCAGCAAGCCACGCCCCUCAAUCCUUGGUUGACCCAGAAGCAAGGGGCCUGAGGGUCGGUCUUUCCUCGUGACGAACCGGAUCGCUCGUCCAUGCGACGUCCUAUGAAGCUUAAGCUUCUUGGGCUCGCUUUUCAAUGCGUGCGUUCACGGGGAAAUGCAGGGGACUCCUCCGGGGGAGUUCCCUGAGGGAAGGAUACUUUGCCCCCUCGGCGGGGAGACGUGGAAUAUCCAAGCUCAGCCAUGUUCGGGGGCCUUCUGAGCCCCCGUUGCUGGAAUCUACCAUUGGAGAGCAUUUUGCGAGGAUAGUCAACCUACAUGGCGAUAGGACAGCGGUCAUCUCCAAGCACCAGAAUGAGCGAGUAACCUAUGCUGCUCUCAACGCAAAAAGCAAUGCCUUCGCUCGAGGCCUUGAGUCCGUCGGCGUACGGACAGGAGACCGCGUGGGAGUCAUGCUUGGGAACUCCAUGGAAUACUCCAUUGCAACCUAUGCAUUGUUUAAGUUAGGCGCUAUCCUGGUCCCUAUCAACCCGUCCUUCAACGCAUCCCAGGUAGUCUCUGCACUGGCGCAUCUAGAGGCUUGUCACCUCAUAAUCAGUGCCGAAUCAAAUCUGCCACGAAAGAACCCCAGGAGCAAUGUCCCCCUUCUCGAACACCUUGUCAAGGAUCUGUCCAAUCCAGCAAUUGAGUCAGAAGUUGUUCCGUCGUUAAAGGCCAUCAUUCUCGUUGACAACUCGUCCGGCCGUGUCGACAGCUCAGGGUUCCGAGGCCUGACAGCAUACAAAUCCCUUACAUCCGACGCGAUCGCCGAUGGCAGUUCCCUCCUGCCCAGGAAUCUAUCUCCGAGCGACAUCGUCAACAUCCAAUUUACAUCCGGAACAACCGCAACGCCCAAAGCGGCCUGUCUAACCCACCAUUCUAUCCUUAACAACGGCUCUCAGAUCGGAGAUCGCAUGCGUCUCACCGCAAAGGAUAUCGUAUGCUGCCCACCGCCACUAUUCCACUGCUUCGGGUCCGUCCUGGGCUUCAUGGCCACCGCAACCCACGGAUCCGCCAUUGUGUUUCCGUCAGAAUCCUUCAACGCCAGAGCAUCGCUCAGAGCGGUCCAAGAAGAAAAAUGCACGGCAUUGUACGGCGUCCCAACCAUGUUUCUCGAGCAACUGAACCUUCUAGCCGAGGGAGAAAUUGCGAACGAGGGAUUCGAGUACCUGCGAACCGGCAUUGCGGCGGGAAGCAGCAUCCCCGCGACGAUGAUGAAAAGGCUGCACAAAGUGCUGAAUCUCACCGAGCUCACCAUCUGCUACGGCAUGACAGAGACAAGCCCUGUCUCGGCGAUGACCACGACAGACGACCCCAUCGACAAGCGAAUGCACACCGUGGGCAGGCUGCUUCCCCACGUUGAAGCCAAGGUCGUGAGCCUGGACGGUCACCGUCAGACUGCCCCAGUCGACGUCCGCGGCGAGCUGGCUGUCAGCGGCUAUCUCCUGAUGAAGGAGUACUGGAACGACCCCGAGCGAACCGCCGAGGUUAUGAUCGCCGACGACAACGGGAAGGUCUGGAUACAUACAGGCGACGAGGCCUCCAUCUCCGCGGACGGCUACGUCUCCAUCACCGGUCGCGUAAAAGACCUCAUCAUCCGCGGCGGCGAAAACAUCCACCCCCUAGAGAUCGAAAACUGCCUCCUGACCUACCCCGGGGUGAUUGACAACUCCGUCGUCGGGGUCCCGGAUGAGAGAUACGGCGAGGUUGUAGCCGCCUUCAUCAUCCACCGGGAUCCUGAAGGGGAUGCAGCGACCGAGGAGAAGAUCAGGGAUUGGGUUGCGCAGAAGCUGAGCAACCAUUUAGUCCCCAAACACAUAUUCUUCUGCCAGCCAACGGACGCCUUCCCCAAGACUGCCAGCGGCAAGGUUCAGAAAUUCAAGCUCAGAGACGCGGCUGUCAGGAUCCUGAAGGGGGAGGAAAGUCCCUCGGGCAUCUUGGCGAAGGUACUGCAGUAAGUAUGUAGUGGGUUGAAGGGCUAAGAUAGUAUUUUGGUAUAGUUGGUUAGAUGUGUUUGGAAUAACUCUUCUUGGAUGGUUAAUUGUACGGGAUAUUAUAUAUAUACCACUACGAUUCUGUAUACCUGCACGCGUCUGAGGAUUGCAUUCAUUCAAUACUAC
Aspergillus heteromorphus CBS 117.55 is the source of this 2207-nucleotide messenger RNA. RefSeq names its product putative AMP-binding enzyme. Gene Ontology annotation, biological process: fatty acid metabolic process. Lineage: Eukaryota; Fungi; Ascomycota; Eurotiomycetes; Eurotiales; Aspergillaceae. Gene Ontology annotation, molecular function: medium-chain fatty acid-CoA ligase activity. Bases 186 to 2045 code for a protein of 619 amino acids. The record is from RefSeq and is a predicted model, not a curated record. The transcript has 7 exons.